AUGUUGAUUGUUCGUUGUCGAGACGACGCUGAUGAUCGCUCUUCUGCUGAACAAAAAAUAAAUAAGAAAAGAAGGUUAUUAAAAGAUUUAAUCAUGUUUCAACAGGCUCAAUCAAAUAAUAAUAAUCUACCUCCGAAUUAUCUUCAAUUCCAUGAAAAUGCAUUCGUUUCUCCACUUAAUCUUAUCAAUAUUACACAUCCAGCACCGAUAUCUUUCGGUCGAGCUCCACAUUUUCUUAAACAGACGAUUCCUCAAUAUGAUACAUCCUCAUCCCAUCUUCAAUCCAUUGAUACAAAUAAAUUACAUAUGUAUCAAUUCUUGGCAAAGCGAAAACUUAAAGAAGAUCAACGGAAAAAAGAAAUCACGGAAAAAACUCCUCCACAACCGAAAUUUCAACAACGAAACGUUCGUUCUGCACAGCCACAGUCACGAUCAAAAAAUCCACCUGUUCGCUCUGUAUCAGUCCCAAAAAAACCUGCCGUAUCAAAGAAAGAUAAUAGAAAUGAAAUCCAGCAUUCUCCCAGAACACCAACACCAAUUCAUGUAACUCGUGCGAAUGAUUCAUACGCUACACUUUCGGUUGGAAAACAAAAUGAAUUAGCUGAUAUUCACGAACAAAUUCUUGUACAAUUACGUGUUUUACAUAAUCCACCAGCGCGUGAGCAUGCCAUAGAUGAAACUGAACAAGAAAAACAACGACGAAUAAGACUAAAACGCGAAAGAAUAAAACGCGAUUCACGAGCUGUUUAUAAUGCACACCAAGAACUUAAACAAAUAAUCAUUGACAUCCAACAACCAGAUGCUAAUCUACCUCGUCUAAUUCAUCGCCAUUUAAAUGCUUAUAAAGCAAUUUUACUUGCUACUGAAACUCUCGCGAAUGAGGCACCGCUUAAAUCUCAAGAUGCACCUGUUCAACAACUUUACGCUGCCAUUCUUCCUGUUCUAGAAACUUUAACAAAUGCAAAUCAUGCACUUGGCCUAUCUCAAUUGCGUAUUGAUCCAUCGUGUUUUCAUAGUCCUCCAGCAAGAGUCAUUAAUCCACGCACUACGUCUGAUAAUCGUGCAUCACCAUCGAAUCAACUUCUACCUGCGAUUUACAGUGAACUCAUGAAAAAGAAACAACGAAAACCACGAGCACUACCAUCAGUAUUACGUCCACGUAGUGCCGAAUCAGUACGAUUACCUCGCGCGGAUACAGCAUCUAUAACGCGUCCAACAAUUUCAAUGCAAAAUAAAACUCGUGCACGAAGCCAUUCGCCAUUACCAUCGUUAAAAUCCGCUUCGACAAUCGAAACUCCAUUUUAUUCACGUUUUACUGUGGAUCAUAUUCUUGCUAAAUUAGCACCGCGUCUUCUCUCUAAUUAUACCGGCCAAGAAUUGAAUGAUCAAAUAGAACGUGCACGAACAUUGAUUCCAAUGUUUCUUGUUGAUAAUCAUCUGAGUGAUGAUGAAAUUUCCAGCCGUGUUGUACAAAUGCUGAUGCCAAGACAAGAUCAAAAGCAAAUUCUUGCAUCGACAACUGCCUUUGAAGUUUUCGAAACACCAGAAGAACGUGCUCGUCGUACUAAUCUUGAUGUUUAUCAAACACAGAUAUCGACAUGGGACGAUGAAAUGGCGCAAAUUCGACAACGUGUUCAAAAUUAUAAAACAAAUCGACUAGAACAAGAAACAACAGUACGAAGAACGGUAAGAUUUCAAACCGAUCCAGUACCGCCACCGUUACCAGAAAAUGUUCAAAUUCAUAGACCACUUCUUGAACAUACACUUGAAGAUUUUGUUCUACCGCACGAAAAUAAACAAGCAUUCGAAAAUGCAAAUGCACAGCCUUCAUCUCGUGGUUGCAUUCGAUUGAAUGGUCUAGAUUCAAGUAAAAUUCGAGAAAUCGAACGUUAUCGACGAGAUUAUCGAGAUUAUUUACAAAGAACAGAAUCGGCUAAAAGCGAAGAUUUUGAUCCAUGUCAAGCUAUUAAUAGAUUAUCAGAAUUUCUACUCGAUGAAGCUUUGUUGACUGUUGUUAACGAAGUUGAAUUAUUUGCUGUUGAAAUAAGUCAAAAAUUAGUAGAAAAUGAAUUACUUGGUAAAGAAAUAUCAUUAGCCGAUGUUGAAAAACAACAAAAGCAUCAUCAUCAACAACAACAACAACAACAAAAUCGACGUCCAAUACAACAAAUCGAUAGAAAACGUUCGCCAGUAUCGCCCUCAUCUGCGAGUGAACGAUAUACAUCAAGUUUUGAAGAGGAUAUUAAUACUGAAAGUCGCAUAUCUCGUUCCGACGAAGAAAAUGCUCAACGAAGAAAAUCGCCAAUGGAAGGUACUGGUCGUUUUACAACAACAGCAGCAUUUGAACAGAGAAAAUUGCCACGAGAUCGAGUACAUUCGUCUACACCAUCAUCAUCGUCGUCGUCGUCGUCGUCGUCGUCGUCGAGAACUCAUUCACCACAAGGAAUUAUUAUGAAGCCAACAGUUGUUGUUAAACAGCCAAGUUCAAUUCAUGAAGAAAAUAAUGAAUAUUCUGAUCGUGAUUUUGAUUCGUCAGCAUCAUCAAGAUCCAAAGGACGUCAACAACCAAUUCGACAUCAACGAAGUGAAGAUGAUGAAGACGAUGAUUUAUUAUUGAGUACGAAAAUGGGCGAGAAAAUUUAUUCAACUGAUUUUGAAGAAUCAAAAAGUAAACUUCGUAGUAUCAGCCAUUAUGAUGAUGAUGACGACGAUGAUGAUGCUGCUGAUACAAUUAAAUUAUCGGCUCGAUCAAUAACUAAAGCUCAACGUCGUUCAUUUUAUAGCGAAGACGAUGUUGAUGUUGAUGAUGACGAUGAUUAG
Rotaria socialis is the source of this 2820-nucleotide messenger RNA. Lineage: Eukaryota; Metazoa; Rotifera; Eurotatoria; Philodinida; Philodinidae. The record is from the annotation of a GenBank genome assembly.